Arachis stenosperma is the source of this 2383-nucleotide messenger RNA. RefSeq names its product probable WRKY transcription factor 20. NCBI's taxonomy places the organism in Eukaryota, Viridiplantae, Streptophyta, Magnoliopsida, Fabales, Fabaceae. Bases 70 to 2082 code for a protein of 670 amino acids. The transcript is spliced from 6 exons. The record is from RefSeq and is a predicted model, not a curated record. Gene Ontology annotation, biological process: regulation of DNA-templated transcription. Gene Ontology annotation, molecular function: DNA-binding transcription factor activity; sequence-specific DNA binding.
AAGCUAUUUAGACAGAACAGAGUCACAGCCUCAGGAACACAAGCUACUAACACGGAACAGAGAGAUCCAAUGUUACAAGUCAACUGCGUUUCACUCUCUGACAGAACCUUCAAAAACACACACAAAAAGCACGCACCAAAAACACAACUCAGAGAGACGCUCUCUUACCUAGUUACCAUUUUGCCCUUCCGCUUUUGCCUCCUUUCGUCCUUCUUUGACUCGAGUACUGAAAUCCCAAACACAAACAAAAACACACUCUCUCUUUCUCUCUCCACCACAAUGGACUCCGCCCAAGAAAACUCACUCACGGAGCUCCAGCAAAGCAGUUCCGGCAACGCCGCGGAAUUGCAAUCGGAGGAUCCGAAUCGAUCUUUUCCACAGCCUGAUGCCGGAGCCACAUCUUCCGCCAACGCCGGCGGUGCAAGGUACAAGCUGAUGUCUCCGGCAAAGCUCCCGAUCUCGAGGUCCCCGUGCGUCACGAUUCCUCCGGGACUCAGUCCGACGUCAUUUCUCGAAUCUCCGGUGCUGCUUUCCAACAUGAAGGUUGAACCUUCACCAACUACAGGUUCCCUUUCUAAGCUUCAUCAAACAGGGCAUGGUUCUGUGACAUCUGCUGCUGUAUCUACUACAUUUCCUGUAACCACUGUAUGCUUUAAUACCAGUACUGUUGAUGACAGAACAUCGAGCUUCUUUGAGUUCAAAGCACACAAUAGAUCAAAUAUGGUUAAUGCGGACUUCAACAACCAUGUAAAUGAAAAAUCUACUCAAAUAGAUGUUCAAGGAAAAGCCCCAUGUUUCCCCUCGUCACCAUCAGUUAAAAGUGAGAUAGCAGUAACUUCAAAUGAAUUAAGUCUAUCAUCACCUGUUCAAAUGGUUAGUUCAGGAGCUAGUUCUCAUGUUGAAGUUGAUAUGGAUGAAUUUAACCACGGGGCCAGCACAGCCAGUGGGCUUCAAGCAUCACAAGUUGAGAGUAAGAGCAAUGGACUUUCGGUUGCAUCUGACAGAGUAUCUGAUGACGGAUAUAACUGGAGAAAAUAUGGGCAAAAACUUGUUAAAGGAAGUGAAUUUCCACGAAGUUAUUACAAAUGUACACAUCCCAACUGUGAAGUGAAGAAACUAUUUGAACGUUCUCAUGAUGGGCAAAUCACUGAGAUAAUUUACAAGGGAACACAUGAUCAUCCUAAACCUCAACCAAACCGCCGAUACUCUGCUGGAAGUAUUAUGUCAAUGCAAGAUGAGAGAUCUGAUAAGGUUUCUUUUGCUGGUCGAGAUGACAAGGUAUCCAAUAUAUAUGGCCAGAUCUCUCAUGUUGCUGAGCCCGGCAGUACUCCAGAGCUGUCACCUGGAGCAGCAAGUGGUGAUAGUCCAGAGGGUGCAGGACUUGCAUCAAAUAAGAUUAAUGAUGAGCUUGAUGAUGAUGAUCCUUUCUCCAAACGAAGAAAAAUGGAUCUUGGAUGUGCUGAUAUCACUCCUGUAGUUAAGCCUAUCCGGGAGCCAAGGGUUGUUGUACAAACUCUGAGUGAGGUUGAUAUAUUGGAUGAUGGAUACCGUUGGCGUAAGUAUGGGCAGAAGGUUGUGAGAGGCAAUCCAAAUCCUAGGAGUUACUACAAAUGCACGAAUGCUGGUUGCCCUGUUAGAAAGCAUGUGGAGCGAGCAUCUCAUGAUCCGAAAGCAGUAAUAACCACAUAUGAAGGUAAGCACAAUCAUGAUGUACCAACUGCAAAGAAUAGUAGCCAUGACAUGGCAGGACAAGCUGCAUCCAUUGGACAGACAAGAAUUAGGCCAGAAGAAAGCGAUACGAUUAGCCUUGAUCUUGGGAUGGGCCUUAACCAAGCUGCGGAAAAUGGCCCAAAUGGGCAAGGGAGAGUGCCACUUUCUGAAUUUGGAGGCAGCCAAACUCACACAAGCAAUUCCAGUUUCAAGUUUGUCCAUGCUACCUCAGCUCCAGUAUACUUCGGUGUUCUAAAUAACGGUUCAAUUCCAUCAUAUGGUUCUAGAGAAAAUCUGAGUGAUAGUACAUCUUUGAACCACUCUACUUAUCCCUGCCCGCAGAACAUGGGAAGAAUACUAACCGGUCCGUAGUAUUGUUAAAUUACUAAAAAAGAACAAAAUAAUUUGAGGAUCAUUUUGCUUUCUUCUUUUUGGCGGGUAAAGCUUAAAGGUAAAGCAUCUCAUUCUCUGUCUGAAAAUGCCAGAUAGUUCUUUAGUGUUUAUAUCACUAUUUGUAGUUGUAGCUGCAUCCCUUCUGCUAUAUCUAAUUGUUGUUUGUAUAAUUAUAUACGAAUUCUUCUGUACAAAUAUGAAGCUGAUAUCAAAGUUGCUUCAACAAAAACCCUUGUAAAAGUGCUUGAAUUCAACUAUUUAUAAGAAGUAUCUUUUAGCC